AUGACCCAAUCCACCAAUACAGUCCUUCUGUUCGGACCACAAGCCCUUUCUUUUGAACAAGAGUCUUUUCAUCAGAUACGAUCUACGUUGCUAUCCACAUCUCAAUACAACUGGAUUCUCGGAGUUGUAGCCGAACUGCCUAAUCUCUUCAGCAGGGCUAAAGAAAAACUCCCCAAAGUCAAGUCGACAUCGGGGGCAAAGCUACUUGAUGACUUGAACGACUGGCUUCGCUCUGGCGUUAUCAACGAGUCCUCAUUCCAGUUGCCAAAUAUUCUUCUCAGCCCACUCAUCAUCAUCGUUCACCUGAUCGAGUACUCUCAGUACCAACAACUCUCGUCUGGAUCGGAGAAUGGACACAAAGAGACAAUCGGAUUCUGUACUGGUUUCUUGAGCGCGCUGGCCGUGUCAAGCAGUGACAGCCAGGUCAAGUUUAAACAAUAUGGUUCUGUUGCAAUUCGACUGGCGAUGUUAAUUGGAGCUGUGGUCGAUGCAGAGGAUGCUGUGGGAGAACAUGGUGAAAACAAGUCUCUUGCCACGGCGUGGAAUUCGCCUGAACUAAAGGGUGAAUUGACCAGGGUUUUGGACAGCAUUCCAGAGGCGUAUAUCUCCGUCAGCUACGAUGAAAACAGAGCCACCGUCACCACAUCCACCAGCACCAUAGCGACUCUCCAACAGCAAUUGCGCGCAGCAAACAUCAUAGCCACUCAGAUUGACCUUCGAGGCCGAUUUCACUCUACCGCUUACGAGAAGGAACUUGACGCUCUGAUUGAGUUCACUGAUUCGGAAACAUCUCUUCAAUUUCCACCUGCCUCGUCUCUGGUUCUUUCAACUUGGGCCAAUGGUGGAGAGAUCAUCAAAGAUGACAAGCCACACCACGCUGCUUUGCGCUCCAUUCUCCUUGACCAUUCCCAGUGGUUCCAGACAUUCAGUGCAGUUCAAUCCUCUAAGCUGAGCAGCUCCACCGAUACUGUUGUCUCCUUUGGCCCUGAACGAUGCAUUCCCCCUUCUAUCCUUCGUCGUAUCCCCGCUGAAGUAAUUCAUUUCGCCGAACGUAACCCGACCACUCGUCAGUCAGAUAAUGAUAUUGCAGUUGUUGGGAUAGCAUGCAAUGUCGCAGGUGCAAGUGAUCUGGAAGAGUUUUGGAAUCUGCUCUGUGAGGGCAAAUCCCAGCAUCAGCCGGUCCCUGCAGAGCGCUUUGGCUUCGAGACCAUCUUCCGUGAUGUCGACACCAAACGCACAUGGUAUGGCAACUUCAUCAAAGACCACGACGUGUUUGAUCACAAGUUCUUCAAGAAGAGCCCAAGAGAAAUCAGCUCGACAGACCCCCAGCAGCGAUUGAUGCUUCAAAUUGCUUACCAGGCAGUUCAACAGUCUGGAUAUUUCCGGACUCCAAAUCCCAACAACAAAGUCGGCUGUUAUGUUGGUGUCUGCGCUGCUGACUAUGAGAACAACGUUGCUUGCCAUGCACCCAAUGCAUUCUCAGCAACCGGUAAUCUCAAGUCGUUUAUUGCUGGUAAGAUCAGUCAUUAUUUCGGCUGGACUGGUCCUGGUCUUACUAUCGACACGGCUUGUUCUUCCUCUGCUGUCGCUGUUCACCAAGCAUGCAGGGCUAUUCUCGCUGGUGACUGUGUAUCUGCAUUGGCCGGGGGUACCAACGUCAUGACCCAUCCUAUUUGGUUUCAGAAUCUAGCUGCUGCAUCCUUCCUCAGUCCAACGGGUCAAUGUAAACCCUUCGAUGCGAAGGCAGAUGGUUACUGCCGUGGAGAAGGUGUGGCUGCAGUAUUUCUGAAGAAGAUGUCGGCAGCCAUUGCAGACGGGGAUAUGAUUCUGGGAACCAUUUCCGGCACAGCUGUCUAUCAAAAUCAGAACUGCACCCCUAUUUUCGUCCCCAAUGCUCCUUCACUCUCUGACCUCUUCCGAGAUGUCACUCAGCAAUCUGGUCUCACUCCCAGUCAAAUCACCGUUGUUGAAGCCCAUGGCACCGGUACCCCAGUGGGUGAUCCUGCUGAAUACGACAGUAUUCGCCAGGUGCUAGGUGGUCCUGUCCGAUCGAAACCACUGCAUCUCGGAUCUGUCAAGGGGCUGAUCGGUCACACUGAAUGUACUUCUGGAGUAAUUUCGCUGAUCAAAGUACUGCUGAUGAUCCAAGAGGGCUAUAUCCCCCCUCAGGCCAGUUACUCUUCCCUCAACCCGGGCAUCAAGGCGACCCCAAGUGACCAGAUGCAAAUUUCAACCACACUUCAGCCGUGGGAAGACAGCUUCAAGGCUGCUUUGAUCAACAACUACGGCGCUUCUGGCUCCAACGCCUCGAUGGUGGUAACACAGGCCCCGUCCAGAAUCACUAUUGAGACAUUAUCCUCUCGCAAGGACAGUGUUCGUCUUCCAAUCUGGAUAGCUGCUCUGGAUGAUCGCAGUCUCCGUGCGUACUCUGCCCGUCUUCGCCAAUUCCUCUCGGUCAAUACCAUCUCACCGAAACGUCGCUCUGUCACGAAUCUGGCAUUCAACCUGUCGCAUCAGUCCAACAGGGCCUUGGACAAAGCACUCAUCUUCAGUUGCCAGUCUGUGGAAGAAAUCGAACAGAAACUGCGUGCUUUUGAAGCGGGAGACACCUCUGUCGCUUCGAUUCCCCGACCUGCUCAGAGACCGGUCAUCCUCUGCUUCGGUGGUCAGGUAUCAACCUUUGUUGGACUGGAUAAACAGGUCUAUGAAUCUGUCACUAUUCUACGCAAAUAUCUGGAUGAGGUUGAUCAGGUUUGUCGGUCCAUCCAAGUUGAAAGUCUCUACCCAGGUAUCUUCCGACGCACGCCUUUUGAAGAUCCAGUCCAGUUGCAAACUAAGCUGUUUGCCCUGCAAUAUGCCUCUGCCCGUAGCUGGAUUGACUGUGGUGUCCAUCCUGUUGCUGUUGUUGGUCACAGCUUUGGUGAACUGACAGCACUCUGCGUAUCGGGAGUUCUCACUCUUGAAGAUGCGGUCAAGAUGAUUGCUGACCGUGCUCGCAUUAUUCGCGAAUCCUGGGGAGCAGACAAAGGAUCCAUGAUGGCUGUCGAGGCUGAGCAGUCUGUUGUGGAGCGCUUGUUGGCUGAAUCCCAUAAAGCUUGCCCAGAGGAACGUGCAGCUACGAUUGCUUGCUUCAAUGGUCCUCGAAGCUUUACUCUAGCUGGUUCGGCCAAGGCCAUCGAUGCCGUCCAGGAGACCAUCCGCAGCUCCUUUUCAUCGAUGAAGAACAAACGACUGAAUGUUACCAACGCAUUCCAUUCUACUCUUGUGGAGCCAUUGAUGAAUGAGCUGGAACAUUCUGCUAAGGGUCUCACUUUCUAUGAACCCAAGAUUCAUCUCGCCAUGGCCCGUGAAAAUCAGCGAGCGGAAACCAAGUUGACUGCGAAAUAUGUUGCUGACCAUAUGCGAGACCCCGUCUACUUCAAUCACGCUGUCCAGCACCUCAACGAGCAAUAUCCCUCGGCUCUCUGGCUUGAAGCUGGGUCUAAUUCCACUAUCACCACCAUGGCAGGACGGGCAUUGGGAAUUCCUGCAACGGCCCAUUUUCAGGCAGUCAAUCUUACCAGCGAGAACGGUUCGCUACAGAGUCUCACCGACAUCACUGUCAGUCUGUGGAAGGCCGGGUUGCCCGUCACCUUCUGGACUCACCAUGCCUCACAAUCAUCUGAAUACGCCCCUGUAAUCUUGCCUCCGUAUCAGUUCGACAAAGUGAAGCAUUGGUUGGAUCUCAAGAAGCCUCCUAAGGCUGUUCAAGAACAGCCGGCCGCUCAACCUCAGAUCCAGGACGAACUGCCUAAGAGUCUGUUGACCUUUUUUGGUUAUCAAGAUGGAAGCAAGCAGCGAUCCGCAAAAUGGCGUAUCAACACGAUGAUCCCAAAAUACGGGGAGAUGGUGAGUGGCCAUAAGAUUGCACAGACUGCACCCAUCUGCCCGGCUACACUCGAGGUUGAUAUAGCUGUCGAGGCUUUAAGAGGAUUAAGACCAGACUUUUCUGCCGCCCAUUUUCAACCACGCAUUCAAAAUGUCGACAAUCAGGCACCGCUUUGCGUUGAUCACUCGCGGUCGGUUUGGUUGGAAGCAGACGCACAGGAUAAGGACUGCAACGCGUGGACUUGGAAGAUUGUCAGCACUGAUUCCGGAAAGAAUGCAACUACAAUCCAUGUUACCGGUCAAAUUGCCUUCAAUUCUAUGGAAGAUCCUCAAGUCCAGUCAGAAUUCGGGCGCUACGAACGACUGGUCGGGCAUCAACGCUGCUCGAGAUUGCUCAACAGUAGUGAUGCAGAUGAUAUCAUUCAGGGCCGCAACAUUUACAAGACCUUCGCUGAGAUCGUGGACUAUGGGCAGAUGUACCGCGGUCUUCAGAAACUUGUCGGCAAGGACUAUGAAUCUGCUGGACGAGUGGUGAAGAAACCAUCCGGAGAGACAUGGUUAGACACACAUCUGUCCGACUGUUUUUGUCAGGUUGGUGGCAUCUGGGUUAACUGCAUGACGGAUCGAGAACCUCAGACCAUGUAUAUCGCCAACGGAUUCGAACAGUGGAUUCGAUCACCUAAGUUGGACAGUGACCGUCCCCGUCCAGAGAUUUGGGAUGUGUUUGCCUAUCACCACCGAUCAUCAGACAAGGCAAUCAUCACCGACAUUUUCAUCUUUGAUGCUGCUACAGGUGUUCUAACUGAGGUAAUUCUCGGAAUCAACUACGCCCAAGUUCCCAAGUUGUCCAUGAGUCGCCUUUUGGCUAGACUUAGCCCAGAUAUCUCCGCACCAGCAGCAUCAGCGCCUGCGCCUGCUCCUGCAAAGAUUGAUGCACCAGCCAUUUCCGCUCCUGUUCAGGCCAACCCAGCGAAAGCACCCAAGCCGAAGAAGGAGAAGAAGACUGCGGCCAAGCCCAAUAUUGCCGGCAAAGUUAAGGCUGUCCUAGCGGAUCUUGCUGGCUUGGAGAUUGCUGAUAUCAAAGAUGACGCUGAGCUGGCAGACCUGGGCAUCGACUCUUUGAUGGGAAUGGAAUUGUCCAAAGAAAUCGAGACUUCCUUCCAGUGCACUAUUCCUGUGGACGAUCUCGCCCAUGUCACCGACUUUCCCGGUUUGCUGAAAUGCCUAUGGUCUAUAGUAGGAGGAGCGGAUGAGUCCGAGAAUGAAGAAGACGAGAAAGAGAGCUCUGGUGUCGAUGAAUUAUUGGAUACCCCUGGAGUGAGCACUCCAGCCACCAGUGUGGCUUCUGUUCCUGAGGUCGAUAUCAUUGCAUAUCUGGCUGAGUUCCUCGGUUUGGGAGAGGGUGAUAUUGCACCAGGUACCCUUCUGCGAGAUCUAGGAAUCGACUCGUUGCUUUCGACAGAGUUGAGAUCCGACCUCGAAGGAAAGUUUGAGAUUCAUCUGCCUCACGAUGAACCAAUUGAGGAGUUGUCGAUUGAACAGUUGGAUGCCGCCAUUAACGGUCAUCCAGGCAGUGCUUCACCAGUCGAAGCAGAGAAGCCAGUUGCUCCUACUGCUCCAGUCAACAUGACCGUCCCCAGCAACAGCGGUGGCAAUGGACUCAACCUUCCCGUUCAAACGGUCCUUGAAGCAUUCGGAGAAACAAAGCAGCUCACCGAUAAAUUCAUUGAGGACUACCGAUGCGCAGAUUAUAUGGACACUGUCAAUCCCAAACAGACCCAGCUCUGUGUUGCUCUCACUGUGGAAGCCUUUGAACAGAUGGGAUGCCCAUUGAAGACCGCCACUCCUGGACAGAGAUUGGAUCGUAUUCAAUACCUCCCACAGCACCAGCGACUGGCCGACUAUCUUUACGAGAUGCUUGAAAAGGAAGCGAGAUUGAUUGAUAUCGAUGGCGAUAGGAUCACUCGUACUGCUAUCACUAUUCCGACCAAGUCCAGUGAGGCCAUCUUACAAGACCUUCGACAACAGUAUCCUGACCACGACUUUGCCAACCGGUUGACCUACUUUACUGGAACGCGACUGAAGGAUGUGCUAACAGGCAAUAUGAACGGAAUCAAGCUGAUCUUUGGCUCUGAAGAAGGACGAGAACUGGUCUCUGGACUAUACGGGGAUUCUCUGCUGAACAAACUCUCGUACAAGCAAAUGGAGGAUUUCUUCAGCCGUCUUUCCUCCAAGCUGCCGCCUAACCAUGGUCCUCUUAAGAUCCUCGAAAUGGGUGCUGGUACAGGAGGCACAACCAAAUGGGUUGUCCCCCUGCUGGCCAAUCUCAACGUGCCGGUUGAAUACACAUUCACCGAUCUCUCGCCUUCAUUUGUCGCCAUGGCUCGCAAAAAGUUCAAGGCGUAUCCCUUCAUGACAUUCCGAGCUCAUGAUAUCGAAAAGCCCCCUGCCGAUGAUCUGGUUGGCACACAGCAUAUCGUCCUCGCCAGUAACGCCGUCCACGCAACUCACAGCCUCAUCGACUCGACCAAGAACAUCCGUCGCUUCCUCCGUCCAGAUGGUUUCCUCAUGAUGCUUGAAAUGACCCAGACAGUCUACUGGAUUGAUAUGAUCUUUGGUCUACUGGAAGGAUGGUGGCUAUUCGAUGACGGGCGUCGCCAUGCCAUUUCCCACGAAUCCCGCUGGGAGAGAGACCUGCACUCGGUUGGAUUUGGUCACGUCGACUGGACAGACGGACACAGACCAGAAGUGAAGCUACAAAAGAUCUUCAUCGCGCUGGCAUCCGGGCCGAGGUACGAUGCCCUCCCCAUUGUCCCCCGGCCUGAGAACAAGAGCUUCCCGACUGACAAUUCGGCUCGUGCAGUGGCUGUUGAUGAAUACGUUAGGAAACAUACCAGUGGAUUUGCCAUUCUUGAAUCUCAUCAAAGCGCUAUUACCGAAAUAUCUGGUCACUUCAUCUUGUUGACCGGUGCCACUGGCAGCCUAGGAUCUCACUUGGCCAUGCAUUUGGCUUCUCUUCCGACCGUGGAGAAAGUUGUCUGCUUGAACCGACGCAGUGUCGGGGCAGAAGCCAAACAGCGACAGCUGGAUGCCUUCAAGUCCCGGGGUAUUCCUAUCCAACAGAACGCUCUGUCCAAGCUGCAAGUGAUUGAGGUCGACACAGCCAAACCCCUUCUUGGUCUCCCUCGCGAAGAAUACGAUCAUCUUACUCGGUCGGCAACGCAUAUCCUGCACAACGCAUGGCCCAUGAGUGGAAAGCGACCGCUGAAAGGCUUCGAGCUGCAGUUCCAGGUGAUGCGCAACUUGAUCAAUCUCGCUGCAGAAGCAUCUAGCCACCGUCCUGCGAAGGUGACCUUCCAGCUCAUCUCGUCCAUUGCCACGGUCGGUCACUAUCCUUUGCAGACCGGCCAGGUGUUGGUUCCCGAGGAACGCAUGGCAAUCGACUCAGUUCUUCCAAAUGGCUACGGCGAUGCCAAGUAUGUCUGCGAACGUAUGCUGGAUGAAACGUUGCAUAAACGCAGCGAUCGCUUCCGUCCGAUGGCUGUUCGAUUGGGCCAAAUUGCGGGAUCAUCGAUCAGUGGAUACUGGAAUCACAUGGAGCAUCUGUCAUUCUUAAUCAAAUCAUCGCAGACACUACAGGCACUGCCCGAUUUCGACGGCGAUCUUUGCUGGACUCCCGUCGAUCAGGUAGCAGGUACCCUUUCUGAUUUGCUCUUGGGUGAAUCCACUCCAUAUCCAAUCUAUCAUAUCGACAAUCCCGUUCGACAGCCGUGGAAAGAGAUGAUUCCUAUCUUGGCUGAUGCGUUGGACAUUCCCCGUAAGAAUAUCAUUCCCUUUUCUGAAUGGGUGCGACGAGUACGGCAGUUUCCGGGCCAUGUGGAGUGGGAUAACCCAGCAGCCAAGCUGAUUGAAUUCCUGGAUGACAACUUUCUACGCAUGUCGUGUGGAGGAUUACUAUUGGAUACGGUGAAGAGCAUAGAACAUUCCGAGACAUUGGCUGCAGUUGGACCAGUGGACGAGGAUACGGCCAGGAAGUAUAUUCGGUAUUGGAAGGAGAUUGGAUUCUUGAAUUAG
Aspergillus chevalieri is the source of this 7941-nucleotide messenger RNA. Its product is annotated as type I iterative PKS. Lineage: Eukaryota; Fungi; Ascomycota; Eurotiomycetes; Eurotiales; Aspergillaceae. The record is from RefSeq and is a predicted model, not a curated record. The coding region runs from base 1 to 7941 and encodes 2646 amino acids. Gene Ontology annotation, molecular function: acyltransferase activity; phosphopantetheine binding. The transcript is spliced from 2 exons.